GGCCGUUGUGACACCGGGGCCGAUGUGACACGGAGACGCCCCGUGCUGGCAGCGGGCCCCGCGUGGCACUGCGGCUGCCGGGGCUGUGGAAGGAGCAUGCCGGGCCGUGCCCUCCGGCAGCGCAGCUCCCCGGGAGAGCUGCCGUGGAGAUGCCCAUGGAGAAGGGCCAGUUCGGCCCUCGGCCGUCCAAGAGGCACCUGCUGAAGGAUGAGGCCGGAGGAACAGGCGGGCAUGGGGCGAGGCAGCCGCCUCCAUCCCACACCUCCCGCGUCUCUUUCUCCUCUCGCCUCCAGCAGAGCUCCAGGAGCCGGCCCAGCCUGGCCCGGCUGCCGCGGGGGCAGCGCUCCGCCGUGCCCAGCCCCGUGCCGCUGCCGCCGCCCGCCAACACCGCGGCCCGCGGGCAGUGCCGGCGCCUGAGGAGCUGCGCGGCCUGCUCGGGCAAGCUGACACCGGACAGCUCCUCCACAGUGCCCUCCACACCCUCCACCCCUGCCCCGACCGAGACAGAACCGCUUUUGAUCCACCGGCACACCCAGACAGAGCCCGAGACACCGGAGCGGCCGUGUGCCGCCCAACGCGUGGAUCGAGAUGUCCAGACCGAGCUGCCGGCCCGCAAGCGGCGGAUUUCCCCGGUCCGGCUGUUCAGGGAGCGGGAGACGCAGACUCGGCCCCCGGGGCUGCUGCCCGGCGCUGCCCCGGCCGGCCGCGGGGAGCCGGAGCCGCCGCGCCGCCGCUCGCUGUUCCGCUGCUCGCCGUUCCGCCGCUCGUUGUUCCGCCGCCUGCUCCGGGGCUGCCGCUGCCCCGGCACCGACACCCGCCCCAAACCACCGCAGCAUCCCCAGGGAGCCGCACAGGGACGCGCCGCGGGCAUCGGGGUGUUGAUGGUGAUCCAGGAGUCCACCGAGGGCGCCCAGUGUUCUCAGUACUCCUUGUGGCCGUGGUUUAUUGAGACCAGUCUGUGAUUUUCUGCAGGCUACGCAAAUAAAGAAUUGCUCAGCUAA
Molecule: messenger RNA, 1001 nt
Organism: Taeniopygia guttata (zebra finch)
Lineage: Eukaryota; Metazoa; Chordata; Aves; Passeriformes; Estrildidae
Source: RefSeq, a predicted model, not a curated record